ACAGAUGUAUUAUACGUUUACUCUAAUUUCUAUCGAUCUUAUCUGGUUUUACUCACUCAGAUAUUCACAAUCACAAAACCAUGAGAUCAUCAGAUAACCUCUGGACCAGAAAGCCAGAAGCCAAAACCGGCAAAUCUGAGUUUCCGGUUAUCAGAUUCAUCCGUAGAUACAUGGAGAACAUCAAGGACAAAGCCGGAGGUCCUGGAGUCGGCGGCGGAAUAGGCUGCGGCGCUGGACUCGGCUUCGGACUCGCGGGAGGGCUCGGGUUAGUCACUUCUGAAGGGAUUAACUAUUCCAAUGUGGUUUUUGGCAUCGGUGUGGGUUGCGGUAUUGGGGUUGGGUUUGGGUACGGGUUUGGAGUUGGUGGCGGGUUCAAUUUCGAUGACAUUGGAGAUAAAUUGACCUAUGGGAGGGAAUAGCUCUGGUUAAGAUUCCGUGUCGGGUACAGAUUCGUAAUGUAAUAUUAUUGUAACAUUACUCUGCCUUUUUUGUCUUAAUGAGUUCUUACUUGUUUGAAUUUUCUUGCA
This is a messenger RNA of Brassica oleracea var. oleracea, 527 nucleotides long. Its product is annotated as keratin-associated protein 21-1-like. The transcript has a single exon. Lineage: Eukaryota; Viridiplantae; Streptophyta; Magnoliopsida; Brassicales; Brassicaceae. The coding region runs from base 81 to 419 and encodes 112 amino acids. The record is from RefSeq and is a predicted model, not a curated record.